Molecule: messenger RNA, 2136 nt
Organism: Charadrius vociferus (killdeer)
Lineage: Eukaryota; Metazoa; Chordata; Aves; Charadriiformes; Charadriidae
Gene: SLCO4A1
Product: solute carrier organic anion transporter family, member 4A1
Exons: 11
Coding region: 1-2136 (711 amino acids)
Biological process (GO): transmembrane transport; sodium-independent organic anion transport
Cellular component (GO): membrane
Molecular function (GO): protein binding
Source: RefSeq, a predicted model, not a curated record
AUGGCAAUGCCCCAGAAUUCGACUGGAGAAAAUGGCUUUUGUUUUGCUCAGACGCUCGACUUCUCCCGCCCUUCUCCCCCUCCCGGCGAGGCCCGCCGGACCUUCGCCGCCCCGAGCGGGCGGGAGCCGUGCGGAACCCCGCUGAGCAACGGCACGGCGUCCUCCAGUGCUCCCAGUCCUGCCGACUCCUGCGCCGAGCCCCUCUGCUCCGCCGCCCCGGGCGAGGAGGGCACCCAGUUCGGCCAAGGGAUUAAAUACGUGUCGGCCGAAGGGGAGGAACUGGCGUGCGGCUGGGGGGGGUUCACCCCUGGGUGCUUACAGCUCUUCAACACGUCCAAGGGCGUCUUGUUCUUCCUCUGCAUGGCCUCCUUCCUGCAAGGCAUGACGGUGAACGGCUUCAUCAACACGGUCAUCACCUCCAUCGAGCGACGCUUUGACCUCCGCAGCUACCAGAGCGGGCUGAUCGCCAGCUCCUACGACAUCGCGGCGUGCAUCUGCUUGACCUUCGUCAGCUAUUUCGGGGGGAACGGCCACAAACCGCGAUGGCUGGGUUGGGGCGUGCUGGUCAUGGGCUUGGGUUCCCUGCUCUUCGCCUUGCCCCACUUCACCACGGGACGGUACGAGGCGCGUUCGGCGGCGGAGGUGGGCAUCUGCGGGGGGAACCAGAGCCUGCCCUGCGCCCAGGCUGCCUCCAGCCCCUCCAGCUACAGGUUCGGCCUCACUCCCCUGUGUACAUUGGGUUUAUUUUCCUUUUCAGCUGUUUUCUACACUGCUGCAAUCCUUGGGCCUGCAGCGGGUUAUCUGGUAGGAGGAAUGUUUCUAAAUAUUUAUACUGAAAUUGGCAGAGAGAUCGACAUCGCCCCGGAGAACACGCUGUGGGUUGGGGCAUGGUGGAUCGGCUUCCUCGGGGCCGGCGCCGCCUCCCUCCUCAUCUCCAUCCCCAUCCUGGGGUACCCCCAGCGCCUCCCAGGAUCCCAGCGGUAUAUCGUUAUGAGGGUGUCGGAGGCUCAUCAGCUAAAGGAUGGGAGCCACAAGAAAGCAUCGGAUCCGGACUUUGGGAAAACAGUUAAAGAUCUACCUCGAUCAGUCCUACUGCUUCUGAAGAACCCCACAUUCAUCUUCCUCUGCUUAGCGGGAGCGACCGAAGCCACCCUCAUUGCUGGGAUGUCCACGUUUGGGCCCAAGUUCCUGGAGUCUCAGUUUAGUUUAAGUGCCUCUGAAGCUGCUACCUUUUUUGGUUAUCUGGUUGUGCCAGCCGGAGGGGGAGGCACAUUCCUGGGAGGAUUCCUGGUGAAUAAAUUUAAACUCCGCUGUUCAGGAAUCAUCAAAUUGUGUUUACUUUGCACAGUAUCAAGUCUGCUGGCUAUAUUCAUUUUUUUCAUUCACUGCCCUAACAUGCCGAUGGCAGGAGUAACCCAGAUGUACGAGGGAAGCGUGUUGCCCGGUGGCCACCUAAACCUGACAGCAGCCUGCAACGCCGAGUGCGGCUGCCUACGGGAGACCUACAGCCCUGUCUGCGGGAGCGAUGACGUUAUGUAUUACUCUCCCUGCCACGCCGGCUGCAAAGAAGUGUCUGAAAACCUCAGGAAUGGCAAGAAGGUCUACCACGAGUGUAGCUGCGUUGAGAAAACCCUCCUGUCCGGCCUCAGCGACGCAGAGGCAGGGAAAUGCACCUCCUCUUGUGCUAAAAAGCCCUUGCUGCUGUUCUUCAUGUUCGUGGUGAUCCUCUUCACCUUCCUGAGCAGUAUUCCUGCCCUGACCGCCACUCUGCGGUGCGUCUCCGACAGGCAAAGGUCAUUCGCACUCGGGAUCCAGUGGAUUGUAGUACGAACACUAGGAGGCAUCCCUGGCCCCAUCGCCUUUGGGUCCAGGAUCGAUAAAUCCUGCCUGCUGUGGCAGGACCAGUGCGGCGAGCAAGGUUCUUGCUACGUGUACCAGAACUCAGCCAUGAGCCGGUACACCCUCGUCGCUGGACUGGUCUACAAGGUGCUCGGGACGACCUUCUUUAUAGUCGCCUGUUUACUCUACAAGCCCCCGCCGGCAGAGUCGGCUCCGGGCAGCUCAGAUGCAUCUGACAAUGGCAACUGUGACCUCCAGGAACACAAACCUGCGCUGCCGGCUGAAGAAGAUAUAUAG